AUGUUCUUUGACGAUGGCUCUGCAGGAGCGGGCACUGUGGAAGAGACAGUGAGGGUAGCAGGUGUGCUCACGGAAACGUUGGAAAGAGCGGGUUGGAAGGUCAAUGUGGAGAAAUCGUGUCUUGUGCCUUCUCAGAAGCCUACCAUUCUGGGUUUUGUGUUGGACCUGGUUCACGGGAGAAUUCUAGAGAAUCUAGAGGCUAGUUCUAUCUGGGACCAGGGGUGCUGGAAGGAGCUACAGGAAGUAGCUGAAGGCGAGGGCCUAGUGAGUUUGUCGGAACGAGCCAAGGACUUGGUGAUGGAGACACAUGCGUCAUCUACGGUGAAGACCUACAAGUCGGCAUUUUCGCGUUGGAAAAGCUGGGCUAUGGAGCAUGGGUUUGUGGCGAUACCCGCUACACCGGUGGCAGUCGGUUUGUACCUGAUCCACCUCGUAGAGACGAGCGCAUCCGCAAGCCCAAUUUCUGCAGCUCUGUCCGCAAUCAAAUGGGCUCAUCAGAAGGCAUGCGUACAGCUUCCUGUCAAUGCCAUGGUGGAGCAGAUUGCAGCAGCGGCAAAAAGGAGGUUAGCUUGCACCCCCAGGCGGAAAGAGCCCCUCAACAAGAAGCAGGUGGCUACGAUCGUGGGUCAACUUGCCGGGAGCGACGAUUGUCUGAAGCUGCGGACAGCGGUUAUGUUUGCCAUUGGAUUUGCUGGCUUCAUGAGGUGGGACGAUUUGGCGAGAAUCCGGGUGCGGGACAUUGUGUUCCGUCGAGACUACAUGGAGGUUCGUUUGGAUAAGCACAAGAAUGACCAGCUCAGAGAAGGCAGCUUGGUCCUCAUAAGCACGCAGCCUGGUGAGCUGGGAGCGGUAGCUCUGACGCAGAGGCUGAUCGAAGAAACGAACCUUCAAGCUGAUGAUCAUUUGCUGAGUAACUUGGUGAAAGCGAAGUCUGGCUGGAAGACGAAGAAAGGGUCACUCCAGUACUCCAGAGCAAGAGAGCUGUUCCUAGAGGCAGUGGCAGUAGCAGGCCUACAGGCAGAGAUGUUCGGCCUGCACAGCCUCCAAUCGGGGGGUACGACGGCAGCGGCCGCAGCCAAGGUUCCACAGCGACUGUUGAAACGGCAUGGUGGCUGGCACAGUGAAGCAGUCAACUCCUACAUCAAAGAGAGUCUGGACAAUAUGCUCUUGCCAUCUAGUGCCGUUAGCUGGCACUAG
Molecule: messenger RNA, 1197 nt
Organism: Sycon ciliatum
Lineage: Eukaryota; Metazoa; Porifera; Calcarea; Leucosolenida; Sycettidae
Product: integrase/recombinase xerD homolog
Exons: 4
Coding region: 1-1197 (398 amino acids)
Biological process (GO): DNA integration; DNA recombination
Molecular function (GO): DNA binding
Source: RefSeq, a predicted model, not a curated record